Messenger RNA from Rotaria sp. Silwood2, 1296 nucleotides. The record is from the annotation of a GenBank genome assembly. Lineage: Eukaryota; Metazoa; Rotifera; Eurotatoria; Philodinida; Philodinidae.
AUGAUAGGCUUGGCACAACGUGUGAAGAAGGUAUAUGAAAUCGAAUGGGGAUCAAUCGAUAAUGUAGCAAGUUUUAUGACUUUGGUUGAAGAAUUGGCCAUUACGGUAGCUCAAAUACAUUGUGAACCCCCAUUACCUAUAUUUCCAACGAAGAACACGAAAAAUUUUAUAAUGGCAUGCAAGAAGUCGAACGACAAUAGAGAAAUCAUUCGAACAACAUUAUCUUCUUUUGCAAAGCAAAAAUAUUUAAUGAAAGACAUUCGUUGUUUCUCCAUGAUCUAUGCCGAGAUCGCUCGUCGGGACCAUGAAAUAUUCUUUCGAAAUUUUCGCAAUGCAAAUGUGUUCAAAGGAACAGAGUCUCUCAAUGAUGCUAGAAUGCUAUAUCCUUUGGUGCAUACUCGUAGAGAAGCAGUGUUAAUUGUAGGUGGAGGCAUCGGUGGAUUGGCAACAGCUCUCAGCUUUGCACAAGCUGGUAUAAGAGUCAGAUUAGUAGAGAAGAACAAUAAUUUUCGAGAAGUCGGUGCAGGUAUGCAGCUAGCGCCAAACUGCAGUCGUCUGUUGGCUCGAUUAGGCGUUUUACAGCAGGUACAAGCAAAUGCUGUCUUUCCAAAACAAAUCGUUUGGAUGGAUGCAUUAUCCGGAGAACGUCUUACUUGUCUUGAUUUAGGUCCAAAAUUCGUUGAAAGAUUUGGCUACCCAUAUAUUGUUGUUCAUCGAGCCGAUCUUCUGAAUGCUCUCUAUGAAGCAUGUAUAAAGAAUCCCUUGGUAACAUUGGAAACAAAUCGUACUGUAGUUACCGUCGACGAGAGACCUAAGUCGAUAAUGCUUGAAUGUACCACUGGUAUGCGCUAUGAUUGCGAUAUGGUAGUUGCUGCUGAUGGUCUAUGGUCGGCUUUACGCAAGUACGUCUGUGAUGAUGGGGAUCCACUCAGCGUGGGUCGUAAUCCAUUAUCCAAAUGGAGUCGUGGACGCCUUGUAUUGGUUGGUGAUGCGGCUCAUCCGAUGCUUCAAUAUGCUGCACAAGGUGCUGCUCAAGCAAUUGAAGAUGCAUGUGCACUCGCUGAUGCUUACAAGAAGCACGGUCCAUCAAACAUCGAAGCUGUAUUUCACGAGUACGAACAAGAAAGAAUACCUUUAUCAUCAAAAGUUGUUCAUUUUGCACGUGCCAUUGGUGACUUUGCACAUCAAAGCGGAAAUGCAAAGACUAUUCGAGACGAAAUUUUAUGUAUGCAUGAUAUGCAUGAUUUCGAUUGCAUCACAUGGCUGUAUGAAGAAAAGAGAAAUGAAAAAAAAUAA